UCAGCCCACCAAAAAGGAAGCCCCGCCAUUUCAUCCCAUCUCAUCCUGCCUCUCCUUCACGCUUCCCAUAACCAAGCGCCGCCUGGGUGCGCGAGGCUGAAUUGGAGGGUUGUAUUUCAAGGGGAUUUGUUGGUAUUAUAUAUUGUCGGCUUUGCAUUUUUCCUUGUUUAUCUUUUUGUGAGUUGAUUGUUGGUCGUUGUUUAUAUACCGAGGUUGUCUCGAGUCCGUGUUUAUUAUCGGUGUUAAGACGAUACCCGGCAACGAGCCGUCCCGCUCGUCUCUAACGCUACUAGUGCGUCGGCCAGUUUUAUAUCUUUUUUGUAUCUUCAUGCCAUGAACGUAUAGUACGUCGCAGGGAAGCAGAGCAGAUCGAUCGCCGUCACCAUGAGCAUCUCCCUGCCCAUGCACCCGUCUCCGAGUCAGAGGAACCGCAAGAGCAGGGACUACUUCACAAACAACUCGGCAACCUCUCCAGGGACUCCAAGUGGCCCGCUGAGAGAACUAGCCUUGGAGCCGCCGUCUAUCAACGACCGGCUUAUCGUCGGCGUCGACUUCGGAACUACCUUUUCCGGGGUUGCUGCUGUCUACACCGGGACACCAGACGACGUCGAAAUCAUCAAGACAUGGCCGGGCGGCAAUGGCAUCACAUCGGACAAGGUCCCGACCGAGAUCUCGUAUGACCUCCCAGCCGAUGCGGCCGCCGGGACCGCCCCCACGGUAAAAUGGGGCUUCCAGUUCCGGCCCGAGGAGUCACGCCUCCGAUGCAUCAAGCUGUUUCUUGACCGCUCGCAGAAGCUGCCUUUCUAUGUUAGCCCCUUGGAGACGGCCGCCCAGCUCAAGCGGUACAACAAGACGGUCGUCGAUGCCGUGAGCGACUACCUGACCCAAAUAUACAAACACACAAUGGACACCCUCCGCCGCCGAUACGGCGAGUCCUUCAUGGCCUCGACCAAGGUCGACUUUGUCCUGACGUGUCCCGCCGUGUGGUCUGACGCCGCCAAGAACACGACCCUCCAAGCGGCCGAGAGAGCCGGCAUGGGUUCGCAAUCGCAGAUUCAGAUGAUCAGCGAGCCCGAGGCCGCCGCUGUCUACACUCUAAAGGCCAUACAACCGAAUCACCUCAAGGUUGGAGACAAUUUUAUCGUCUGUGAUGGCGGCGGCGGCACUGUCGAUCUAAUUGCUUACAAAAUCGUCUCGUUGAAGCCGAUUCGCGUGGAGGAGUCUGCGGUCGGGACAGGCGGGCUCUGUGGAAGCGCCUUUCUCAACUACCGCUUCGAGGAGCAUGUGAAGAACCGCAUCGGCCAGACUCGGUUUGAUGAGAUGAAGACGAAGAAGGGCAAGACAUGGCAGAUGGGGCUCCGGUACUUUGAGGAGUUUGUUAAACGCAACUUCAACGAGGACGAGCACCAGGAAGUAAACGUUCCCUUCCCUGGUCUCCCCGACGACGAAGAAGCCGGCCUCGACUCGGGCUUCCUCGUCAUGUCAGCAGAACAAAUCAAGGACAUCUUCGACCCAGUUGUCAAGGAAGUCUGCGACCUCGUCCAAGGUCAGGUAGAUACCCUCCGCGCCAAGGGCGGCGUGGUCUCGGGCAUCAUCCUCGUCGGUGGCUUCGGCCAGAGCGAUUACCUCUACCGCCGCCUCAAAAACCACUUCACCAGCGCCGCGCCGCCCCCCUACAGCAAGAUACCCACCAACGCCAACGCCAACACCGACCUCAGCGAGCACCCCUCCAUCGAGGUGAUGCAGCCCGUCUAUGCAUGGACGGCCGUCGUGCGCGGCGCCGUAUUACGCGGCCUCGAGGGCAACAUGGUGAUAUCCCGCAAAUCCCGCAUGCACUACGGCACGUCGUACGCCACCAUCUACGACGAAGCCAAGCACUCGGUCUCGGAGCGGUACUGGUCGCCUCUGUGGGAGCGCUGGAUGGUUUCAGACCGAAUGCAGUGGCACAUUGCCAAAGGCGAAGCAAUAUCCCCCCUCCAGCCCAUCGCCUUCCACUACACGCGCAACUUCCGCUCGGGCCAGUCGCUCGCCGUGACCGACGACCUGAUCGCCUGCGAGGCCGACGAGCCGCCCCGCGCCUACACCCGCGACCUCGUGCACGUCUGCACCCUCACCACCGACCUCAGCGCCGUGCCCCGCAGCCUCUUCACCCGCCUGACCACCACCCGCGGCGUCGAGUUCGACAACCUCGAUUUUACGCUCGAGAUGAUUGUGGAUAGUGCCGGGUUGGGGUUCGAGCUGAAGGUGGAUGGGGUUAGGUAUGGGAGGGUGGAUGCGGAUUUUCAUUGA
Chaetomium fimeti is the source of this 2289-nucleotide messenger RNA. RefSeq lists its product as uncharacterized. Lineage: Eukaryota; Fungi; Ascomycota; Sordariomycetes; Sordariales; Chaetomiaceae. The transcript is spliced from 5 exons. Gene Ontology annotation, molecular function: ATP-dependent protein folding chaperone; ATP binding. Bases 385 to 2289 code for a protein of 634 amino acids. The record is from RefSeq and is a predicted model, not a curated record.